UCCCUCUGGGAGGAGGCAAAAGCGAUUCUAAAACAGGGGCUCCCCAAAGUAUAGAAGUCAAUUAUAGAUACUGGUAAUUUAGGUCUCCCCAGUUUCACUUCAGUUUCUUACCUAAAAAGAAAAAGCCAAUGUUAACAAUUGAAGUGGUUUACUGUCUUACUAGUUUGGAAAGUUGAACUUGGCCAAGUUCUGUGAAAAUGUACACUUCAAAGUUGUCGAAAUGAAUAACAUUAAUAAUAUUCAAGAACUAUUGCACACUUUCCCACAAUCAAGGUCUUUGUAUUUAACACAUGAAUGCUCACUGCAAGCCCACAAGUGCCAGGAUCCUGCCAUGUUUUAAAAAUAAUGGAAAUAUGCAAAAACCAAAUGUAGGUUAUUUAUUCUGCCAAUGUGGUCUCAUAUGCUUGGAAUAUUAGUGCCCUGACCAAAGUCUGCCAUGUAUUAAACACAUACAGCAUCAGAGUCUAUUCCAUGAUCAGACAUAAGUGUGUGCCACCAUGCCUGGUCAGCUUAUUUUAAGAAAUGGAAUGAUGUUGAACUGAUCCCAUGGAAUUCCAUAACAGUAUUCUCUUAGACAGACUCUGAUCACAUUGGAUUCAUAUGCAGUGGUGUACUCUAGGAAACAAUCUCACAGUGUGGAGACAAAAUAAGGAAAAUUCCAAUGUAUUGUUUUUUCAUCAAAGGCUUCAGCCAAACAAAUGAAGUCAGGAGCUGGAUAGUGCUUAAGCAUUAAAGUUAGAGAAACAACAUAAAGUGGGUCACACUGUAAUCCUAGGCUUCUGUAAGGCUGAGGCAGGUAGAUUGGGAGUUAAAACCCAACUGGGGCAAGUUAACUGUCAUACUCAGCCAUUCCUCAGCAGCAGUGUGGGAUUAUCCUACGGACAGUAGCUUGGCUGGCUCAUCCUAAAUUGGACAGGAUGAUGGCGUAGGGAUUUAUCUUGGUAGGACAUUGGGUAAGGAACAGUCAUCAUCUAUUGCAGGCUCCUGAAGGGUGAUCUUUACAUCUGACAUCUCACGGUAGUGUCUCCAGAAUCCAGUUGCACAUCACUGCUCUCCCGAUAGACCUCCAGGCCUCUUAGAUUGCCUGCGAUGAUGCUUCCAAGUAUGGCCAGAGGACUGCUCCAACCUAGCUUUACUACUGCUUUAUCCUACAGUAUACCCAGUGUUGUCCAUGUUCAGGUCCUGAGACAGACGCUGUCCAGUCUGUUCUCUGUUCGUUGCUCUUCACUUUCGCACUGGAUUCAAACCCAAGCCUGGAUUCUCAGCGCCCCUGCCCAGUGCGUUCUCCAGUAUGGGCCUGGUGGUACUGUCUCUUAACUGGUUCUGUUUCUGGAAGAUGGUGCAGUCAUCCUCGGGCCAGCUUCCUGUAAGGAGCUGAGCAGGUGCCAGCUGCGGGCAGCACCAGCUGUGCUUCAGCUGAAACUUCACACGACUCUCGUAAUUAUCGUUGGAGCACUUUGCACUACGUAAGGGCCACCUUCCUGCUACGAAGCUGGCGCAUGUAUAUGACACAUCUCAAGGUUUUUCAGACUAUUUCCGUGUACCUUUAUUCUUUUUCCUUUACUGAGCCAUCCUUUCCUCGCACCGCGAUCCCGGGACAACGCACAUACGCCCUCCUCACCUUUCCUCAGGCAUCCGCCCUCCGCCUAGGAGGCCAUGUUGGUGAGUGACGUCACGCACUGUCGUCGGUGUGCUGACGUCACGCGCCGCGCCGGCGUUUCCUCAUGCACCUCCCGUUGGAGUCGCGCAGCCUGUCGGCGACAGUUACUCCGGCCAGUCUGAGUUCUGUUGAUGCUGAAGGCUGGCAGCGGCGAGAAUGCAAGGCGAGGCCUAAGAGAGCCCUCAUUUUUCUGACGGAAGCCGCCUUGUUUUCGUUUUGCUGACUAGCCUCGGCCCCGCCUCCGAGCGCCCCAGCGGUCUCCCAGGCAACGAGGCGCCGCGCGGCCCGGCCGGUGGCGGCGCGCGUGCGCGGAGGGCCCUGCGGCCCGAGAGCGGCCGCCGGGGUCCCGGCGAGGAUGGCGCGCGAGUGCGCGGGGGACGAGGCGCGGCUGCAGGCGAUGCUCCGGCAGCUGUUCCGCAGCGUGAAGGAGCGGAUCACGGGCGCGCCGUCCCUGGAGUGCGCGGAGGAGGUGCUGCUGCGCCUGGAGGAGACGGACGACGGCUUCCACAACUAUGAAUUUGUGAAAUACCUGAGGCAGCACAUUUGCAGCACUCUGGGGCCUAUGAUUGAAGAAGAGAUGGAGAAGUGUGCGUCUGAGCAGCGCCCAGGCGAGGAGCCGGGCUACGACACGCUGGUGCAGCAUGUCUCCAGGAGGAUCCAGGAUUCCCGAGAGUACAAAGACAUGCUGCAUUCCCUGAAGAGCGUCCUGGCGGCCACAGUGGAGUACAUGAGCAGUGGGCUUGAUGCAGAGGAGGUGCGCUGCCUCGAGAGGCAGAAGAAAGCCCAUAGAGAGAGGAGUGGUAGCUACUGCACCGACAACUGCUCUGACAGCGACUCUUCUUUCAACCAGAGUUACAAGUUCUGUCCGGGAAAGUUACAGCUGAUCGUAGACCAGUUGGAUCCCCGGCAGCCUAAAGAGGUGAGAUACGAAGCCCUGCAGACCCUGUGCUCUGCUCCUCCCUCUGAUGUCCUGAACUGUGAGAACUGGACCACGCUCUGCGAGAGGCUGAUGGCCACGCUGUCUGACCCAGACCCUGUGUUCAGUGACCGGAUUUUGAAGUUCUCUGCGCAGACAUUUACACUGCUACCACUGCACAUGACCAAGGAGAUUUACACAAGCUUAGCAAAAUAUUUGGAGCUGUACUUCCUUUCUAGAGAAAAUCACAUUCCUACGCUUGCAACAGGUGUAGAUGUUACGAACCCUCAUGUGACCCGCUUACUUAGAAAGGUCCGUCUUCUAAAUGAGUAUCAGAAGGAGGUGCCAUCUUUCUGGAUCCGUCACCCAGAGAAGUACAUGGAGGAGAUCGUGGCGAGCACUUUGUCCUUGCUGUCGGUUAAACAUGACCCAAGCCGUCUCGUCUCACCGAAGAAUUUAGACCCGAUCUACUUUUUUGCAUUGGUUGAUACUAAGGCCGUGUGGUUCAAAAAGUGGAUGCAUGCACAUUACAGCAGAACCACAGUACUAAAACUUCUUGAGAAGAAGUACAAGUCUCUGGUGACAGCUGCAGUCCAGCAGUGUGUGCAGUACUUGGAACUGUGUGAGACCAUGAAAGCUGAUGAACUUCUGGGGCACACAAGGCAUUGCGGGGACAAACAGAAAACUCUGCACUACUCGGGACAAGAAGCACAGUAUGUGUAUUUCAUUCACUCACUGUGCCUUCUAGGAAGAUUGCUGAUCUAUACUCAAGGCAGAAAACUAUUUCCUGUAAAGCUGAAGAACAGAAAAGACUCAGUCUCCCUUACGGACCUGCUGGUUCUGUUUACUCAGCUCAUCUAUUACUCACCAAGUUGUCCAAAGACGACAGCAGAUGUGUAUUCAGAGGACUGUUCUCCUGCGCACAUGGUGAUGGAGAUUCUGCAGAUUCUCUGUGAUCAGAAAGAGUGCGCCGCGGAGUGCCUGCACAGCAGUGCCGUGAUCGGCACACUGCUGCAGCCGGUGCACAGCCUCCUGAAGGGGCCUGAGGCUGCUCCAGAUUGCUCAGAAGCAGCCUUAAUCUGCACAGCUGAGAUCCUGGCAAGAAUUGCUUCUGCAGAAGAAGGACUUGCUUUCCUUCUGUAUGGCGAAAACAUGAACUCUUCUAAAGAGGAAAGCCCGCCAGGUGCUCACAUCAUUGCCCAGUUCACAAAGAGACUUCUGGAUGGGGAGAUUUCUGUGUUUCCCGGAUCAGCGCUGCGGCCCGCGGUGCAGGGUGCGUUUGUGUCUGUGUGCUGUCAGAUGUACGGCACCUGUGAAGGGCUGCAGGCACUGCUUCCUCACAAUUUACAGGAGUCUAUAGCGCAGGCGUGGAGGAAGACACGUUUGCCAUCAGAAAGAAUUCCUUCACCAGUGCCGGGCUCUCAUUCUGUUUCCUCAGUGAGCCAGGGACAUCGAAAUGCUAUGGCUUGGGAAGAGAAUUUGUUAGAUGAUUUACUAAAUUUCGCUGCUACCCCCAAAGGAUUGCUGCUUCUUCAAAGAACAGGUGUAAUCAAUGAGUGUGUGACAUUUAUGUCCAACCAAUAUGCCAAAAAUUUACAGGUGAGCAGGCGGAAGAAGGCCGACUAUGGAGUUGUGCUCGCGCAGGUGGCGUCCACAGCAGUUGGGGCGGCAGCACUGCGAGACUCAGGGUUUGUUAGUGCACUCGUUGCUGCUCUGUGGUCCAGUCUGGAGUGUGGAGGCGAUGAUGCAAGAGUGACCCACCCAAGGGCCACGCCAGUGGACCCCAUUGACCGCAGCUGUCAGAAGGCAUUUCUGGCACUGGUGAGCUUGCUGUCCUCCCCAGCCGUGUAUGAACUGCUGGGCCUUCAGGAGCUUCCGAACAGGGCAGAGUACUCACUCCGCGAAGUCCCCACGAGUGUCACGAACGCCCUGGGCUCGAGGCUCCUGUUGCUUCCUGCGGAGUCCACUGCCCUCGCUGAGCGCAGGAUCAGCUUCUGCAUUCAGGGCUUCCUGUUCAACAAGGAAGAAUCACUGACACUGCCCAAUAAAAACUCGCUGUGCUUUUAA
Octodon degus (degu) is the source of this 4643-nucleotide messenger RNA. RefSeq names its product TBC1 domain family member 32 (gene Tbc1d32). The record is from RefSeq and is a predicted model, not a curated record. Bases 2016 to 4643 code for a protein of 875 amino acids. The transcript is spliced from 23 exons. Gene Ontology annotation, biological process: non-motile cilium assembly. NCBI's taxonomy places the organism in Eukaryota, Metazoa, Chordata, Mammalia, Rodentia, Octodontidae.